UCACUCGCUGCUGGCGAACACCCACGUGCACCCCCACCAUAUAUGUGGGGAGCUUGGGGUUGGGGCCUCGGUGUCCCUGUGUCCUCCCAGGAUGCCGGUGGGUGAAGGACAGACCCAGGCAGUCAGGAGCGGGUCUGGGCUCUCUCCUGCGGCCGCUCACCCUCCUUGGGGUCUCCAGCCAAAUGGCUGUGCUUCUGCAGCUCCAGGGUGCCAAGAAGCAGUGUGAGCGAGCACUUGGGGAGCCCCAGCUUCGCUGGGAGACCACCCUCCGGCCAAGCCCACAUGCACCCAGCGGUCUGAACACCAAGAUCUCUGGUCCCCAUCAGAGCCGGGUGCCGGAGGCCUCCAGGGCGCCUGCCCCCAUUCCAGAGCUGUUGAUCGCUGGUCUGGUUCCCACUCCCUCCUGCAGAGGGGGAAAACCUCAUCAAGGACAGUCGUUGGACCAACUGGGCACGGGCGGCACUCUGUAUCACGGGUAGAAAGAUAGGCGGUCAGGCUGGAACAGAAGAGGCUUUGAGAGGCUCCUCUGCCUGCCCAGGCCCACAGUGGGGCACCAGACGUUGGCCCCCAAGGUCACACCCCAGAAGGAGAUAGGGGCUUUGCUCCUGCACAAACAUCCCGGUCUCCUCCAUAUAAGCCAGAGCAACACGGCCCCUCACAGCAGCCAGAAUGCCUGGUCUGCUCUCUCCGCCGGCCCUGGUGCUGUCGGUGAUGGGGGCUCUGCUGAUGGCCGGGGACCCUGGGGAAGAGGUCUCCAGCACCCCGGCCCUGCCUGGAGGGCCAGCCACAGGCACCGGGGGUCUCAUCUUCCACCCGGAUUGGGACUGGCAGCCCCCGGGCAGUCCCCAAGACCCCCUGUGCCUGGUGACGCUGGACAGGGGUGGUAACGGGAGCGGCUCCCCGCUUCGGGUGGCGGGGGCGCUGAGAGGCUACGAGCGCGCCUUCCUCGAGGCUGUGCGGCGGGCCCGCUGGGGUCCCCACGGCCUGGCCACCUUCGGAGUUUGCACCCCCAGGGACAGGCAGGCCGCCCUGUUCUCUCUGCGGCAGCUGCAGGCGUGGCUGGGGGAGCCCGGGGGGCGGCGGCUGGUGGUGCUGCACCUGGAGGAAGUGACAUGGGAGCCGACACCCUCACUGAAGUUCCAGGAGCCCCCGCCUGGAGGGGCCGGUCCCCUAGAGCUGGCGAUGAUGGUGCUGUACCCUGGCCCUGGCCCCGAGGUCACGGUCACAGGGGCUGGGCUGCCAGGCACCCAGAGCCUCUGUCAGUCCCGGGACACCCGCUACCUGGUGCUGGCGGUGGACCACCCAGAAGGGGCCUGGCGCAGCCCCGGGCUCACCCUGACCCUGCAACCCCGCAGAGACGGUGCGCCCCUGAGCACCGCCCAACUGCAGGAGCUGCUGUUCGGCCCCGACCCCCGCUGCUUCACACGCAUGACCCCGGCGCUGCUCCUGCUGCCGGGGCCCGCGCCUGCACCGCUGCCCGCGCGUGGCCUGCUGGACCAAGUGCCUCUCCCGCCGCCCAGGCCCUCCCAGGAGCAGGCGCCUAAGGAGCCACGGUCCAGCGCCGACCCCUUCCUGGAGACGCUCACGCGCCUGGUGCGCGCGCUGCGGGGGCCCCCGGCCCAGGCCUCGCCGCCGCGCCUGGCCCUGGACCCCGGCGCGCUGGCCGGCUUCCCGCAGGGCCUGGUCAACCUGUCGGACCCCGCGGCGCAGGAGCGCCUGCUCAACGGCGGCGACGAGCCGCUGCUGCUGCUUCUGCUGCCACCCGCCACGCCCACCGCCGCCGCCGCCACCGCCGCCGCCGCCGGGGACCCCGCGCCGCCGCGCGGCCCGGCGUCCGCGCCCUGGGCCGCCGGCCUAGCGCGUCGCGUGGCCGCCGAGCUGCAGGCCGCGGCCGCCGAGCUGCGCGGGCUCCCGGGGCUGCCGCCGGCCGCCACGCCGCUGCUGGCGCGCCUGCUCGCGCUGUGCCCCGGGGAUUCGGGGGACUCGGGGGACCCGGGGGCCCCCCCCGGCGGCCCGGGCGGCCCGCUGCGCGCGCUGCUGCUGCUCAAGGCGCUGCAGGGUCUGCGCGCGGAGUGGCGCGGGCGCGAGCAGGGCGGACCGGCGCGGGCACAGCGCAGCGCGGGGGCCGGGGCGGCCGACGGGCCGUGCGCGCUGCGCGAGCUGAGCGUGGACCUGCGCGCCGAGCGCUCCGUGCUCAUCCCGGAGACGUACCAGGCCAACAACUGCCAGGGCGCGUGCGGCUGGCCGCAGUCCGACCGCAACCCGCGCUACGGCAACCACGUGGUGCUGCUGCUCAAGAUGCAGGCCCGCGGCGCCGCCCUGGCGCGCCCGCCCUGCUGCGUGCCCACGGCCUACGCGGGCAAGCUCCUCAUCAGCCUGUCGGAGGAGCGCAUCAGCGCGCACCACGUGCCCAACAUGGUGGCCACCGAGUGCGGCUGCCGGUGAGCCCCGCUCCGUGCCCCCCGAGUGGCGUCCCCGCCCGUAUUUAUUCGGACCCCCAUCAUCGCCCCAAUAAAGACCAGCAAGC
Messenger RNA from Prionailurus viverrinus (fishing cat), 2527 nucleotides. It is a transcript of the gene AMH, whose product is annotated as anti-Mullerian hormone. Lineage: Eukaryota; Metazoa; Chordata; Mammalia; Carnivora; Felidae. Gene Ontology annotation, molecular function: growth factor activity. The transcript is spliced from 5 exons. Bases 670 to 2445 code for a protein of 591 amino acids. The record is from RefSeq and is a predicted model, not a curated record. Gene Ontology annotation, biological process: gonad development; Mullerian duct regression.